AUGGCAAAUAGGAACAGGGGAAAGGACCAAAGAACCCAGGCAUUUUUGGAUUGGGCUCAAACGGACCAGAAACUAUGGAUUUCUGACAAAAUCAAGCUGCAGCAGCAUCCAACAGAUGCACAACAGGGAAGAUGUGUCUUGGCAGAGCAGAACGUGGCAAAGGGUGAGAAACUCUUUGAGAUCAAACGCGAGAGUGUUUUGAAUGUGACCACAUCGAGUUUGAGCAGAGAAAAUUCCGAAAUUCGCAAGCUUUUCCUGCACAAGCUGGGCCAUUGGGAAGGACUGAUCGUGGUCAUUCUUUAUGAGCUGAAAAUGAAGCAGGAAAAUAGCCAGUGGUGGCCGUAUUUCCAGGUGUGGCCACAACAGGCAAGCAUGAACAGUUUGAUGUACUGGUCAGACGAAGAAGUGGCUCAGUUGAGUCCGUCCGGAGUUCGCAACAGAAUCGGACGAGACGGCGCCCGUGCAAUGUACGAGACCGUCUUGGAAUGCAUCAAAGAGCUCAAUUUGACACAGUUUCAAGCGGUUACAUGGGAGGAAUUUGUACAUGUGGCGUCGGUGGUAAUGGCGUAUUCCUUCGAUAUGGAACGCGCGGACUAUGAGGAGGAAGAUGAAGACGAAGAGGAAGAAGACGAAUCAGGUCCGGUUUCUGUCUGGCAAGACGGGUACAUCAAGUCUAUGGUGCCAAUGGCUGAUAUGCUGAACGCUGACACGCACAAAUGCAAUGCUAAUUUGACAUAUUCGCCAGAUUCGCUGAUCAUGGUAGCAGUGGAUGAUAUCAUAGGUGGGGACCAAGUUUACAACAUCUAUGGCGAAUUCCCAAACUCAGAGCUUUUGCGCAGGUAUGGUUACGUUGAAUGGGCCGGUUCCAAAUACGAUUGUGGCGAAAUACCACUUUGCACUGUUGUGCAAGCUAUGCAAGCUUGUCUUGGAUGUUCUCGCGAAAUAAUAGACAAGAUCUUGGAUCUGAUACAAAAUCGAUCAGAGAUAAGAGACGAAGUGCUGGAAGGCGAGCCUUUGGUGCUAGAAUCUUACGACUGUUACGUGGACGGUCAGAUUUCGCCAGAAUGCAUUACCUUAUGUCAAAUUGUGGCAUGUACCCUUCAGUUGCCUCGUGCGGAGACAUUGAGCGAAAAGGCUUUGCUCGAGUUUUUGCAGCGAUUGGUCAAGAAAGCGAUUCAAUCAGUGAACUCGAAUGAGAUCACCAAAGUUUGCGCGCAUGUUUUUGAAUCCGCGUUAGACUUGAGACUGCGCGAAUACCCAAGCCAUACAUUCCGGGAGCCUCCACCAGAUAGUAAACCGCUAAACGCCCCAGGAUACAGAAAAAUCAUGGCUGAGUGUGUAUUGCGGAGUGAAGUCAAAGCAUUUCAAAACAGCUCCCGGUCUCUGCGGAGCGAGUAUCAAUUGAUCGACGACGCGGAACUGCUGGACAAAGUCAAAGCCGUCAAGAGAAAGAUGACCUCUCAAAAGAACAGAGUCAAGUCGUCCAAAAAAAUGAGAAAAUAG
Lachancea sp. 'fantastica' is the source of this 1503-nucleotide messenger RNA. Lineage: Eukaryota; Fungi; Ascomycota; Saccharomycetes; Saccharomycetales; Saccharomycetaceae. The record is from the annotation of a GenBank genome assembly.